AGGACCACAGUGUGGUAACAAAUAUGGCGGAGACAGCACCUGUCGGUUCGUAGUGCACCUAAUGAAAAAAAAGACAACCAUGUAUCGAAUGAACUUCUAUGAAAGCACUUGCUUGCGCUGCGAUCAGACAGUGUAUCAAGUGGAUCGAGUCGGCCCGUUGAAAGAUUUCACUUUUUUCCAUUCGGGGUGUUUCAAGUGCGCUGUGUGCGGUACGAAGUUGACCCUUAAAACUUACUACAACAACCAACACCGCCAGGAAGAUAAAGAGGUCUACUGUUCCGGCCAUGUACCGAAAAUCGGCCCGGGCCACUUGGACGGAUCCGCCGUAGGCAUACGUUCCGCGUUGAACGUGCCCAAAACGACAAAUUUCGUCAACGACCAAAUCAGAUCCCAGAACGGCAAUGCGGCCGUCGUGACGCCGCCCCAGUUAGAUUAUCAGUAUGGACGAUUUGACGCGAGUGCUCUUCAUAUCGCUCAUGCGUUACGUGCGACUGAACUCCACAAGGCGUACAACAAAGCCAGAGAGAAACCCAUCGAAUAUUACCUCGAUAAAGAUGAACAGACCCGCCUUGAAAUGAAGCACCGCAAAGAAGAAGAUGACUUGUAUCGAAAAUUUAUGCGUCAAAGAGAAGAAGAAGAUAAACGAAUUAAAGAUGAAAUAAGAGAUGAAUGGGAAAAGGAGCUAGAAAGGUUAACCUCCAGGUUCGAAAGAGAAAUGACUGCUAAAAGAAAAAGGCCUGAAGAUACCAAAGUUCUCACCCUUAGGCUACAGCAGGAACGGGAUGAUCUUGAAAAAAAUAUGACCAUUAGACGGGAAAGGAAAAAGGAAAGCCUUACCAGAAAACUCUUGGAGCAUGAAAGAGCUGCUACAGCUGCACUUGUUGAAAAACAGAGCAGGGAAAUGUUGGAGCUUAUAAAUGAAAAGCGUUCUCAGUACAUGAUGGCAGAAAGCAUUUAUUUGGAGCCUCAAGGACAAGAAGAAGUGGCUCCGUAUCCAAGUCAAGCCCCGAGUCCAGCUCCUCCUUCAUUACCAAAAUACCAUAUCUAUUCGCAUCCCAACGAAUUUGCCUAUAUCGAUGAAAUAGCAAUAUCUGUGGCCCAAGAAGAUCAGAAAACCUUUACAGAUUUGGUACGACAAUUAGUAGGCCGAUGUGGAUCUGAUAUUGAAAAAGCAAGAACAAUAUUCCGAUGGAUCACAGUCAAAAAUCUGAACACUAUGCAGUUCGAUGAAAAUCUCCGCGGUGACACACCCAUGGGCUUGUUGAGAGGUAUCAAACAUGGGACUGAAAGUUACCAUGUCCUUUUCAAAAGGCUUUGCAGUUAUGCUGGACUGCACUGUGUUGUUAUCAAAGGGUAUUCAAAAUCAGCAGGUUACCAACCUGGUGUUUCCUUUGAAGACAACCGAUUCAGAAAUUCGUGGAAUGCAGUGUAUGUAGCUGGAGCUUGGAGAUUCGUCCAGUGCAACUGGGGUGCAAGACAUCUUGUUAAUGCAAAAGAAGUCCCCAAAGCAGGAGCUAAAUUAGCAAAAACAGACAGUUUAAGAUACGAAUAUGAUGAUCAUUACUUCUUAACCGACCCCCGUGAAUUCAUUUACGAAUUUUUCCCACUCCAGUCCGAAUGGCAGCUUCUGAAGAUUUCCAUAUCAUUGCAGGAAUUCGAAGAGCUUCCAUUCGUCAGAUCUUUGUUCUUCCGAUACGGUCUCUACUUUCCAGAUUCUCACACAAAAGCUGUUAUGUUCACCGAUGCUACAGGUGCUGCAACUGUACGAAUAGCAAUGCCAACAAACAUGCAAUCAAGUCUGAUAUUUCACUAUAACCUUAAAUUUUAUGAUAGUGAUGGAGAUUCCUAUGAUGGGGUCAGCUUGAAAAGAUUCGUCAUGCAGUCUGUUUUAGGCAACAUAGUCUCGUUUAGAGUCCAUGCACCGAGCAGCGGAGCGUUUUUGCUCGACAUUUUCGCAAACACUGUCACACCUAAAGAAUACCUGACAGGCGAACCGAUGAAAUUUAAAAGUGUUUGCAAAUUUAAAAUCAUGUGCGAAGAUUUACAGACAGUUAUGGUGCCGUUACCGGAUUGUGCGAGCGGAGAGUGGGGUCCGACGAAAGCUACAAGACUCUUUGGAUUGAUACCAAUAACACACCAGGAGGCUUUGAUUUUUGCUGGACGGGAACUUGAAAUACAAUUUAGAAUGUCGAGGCCUUUGAUAGAUUUUAUGGCGACGUUGCAUAAGAAUGGUAUCGAGGAAAAGAGAUUAUCAAAAUAUGUAUCCUACGCUAUAGCGGACAGUGAUAUGGUGACAUUUUCACUUUCUUUUCCCGAGGAAGGACAAUAUGGGUUGGAUAUAUACACAAGAGAAAUGGGUAGAACCCCAGAAAAAUACCUUCUCACUCACUGUUGCAAAUAUCUUAUAAACAGUUCUAAGAGAAACUAAAUCGAAUUCCUGUUAAUAUAUAUUAAUAUUCUUUUGUAAAGUAUUUUAAACUGUAUUGAUGAUGUAAACAGUUACACUUGUGUCAAUGAUUCGUAUUUUAUAUAUUGAUUUUUUACAAAUAAUGUUUUCUUAUAACUACAAAUUUAUAUUGUUUAAUUAAAUUAGUUUGAUAUUAAUUUUUUGCAAUGUAAUAUUAUACGAAAUGUUCAUGCCAAAAUGAAUCUGGCAUAAACGCAUUACAACAGAAAUUUUGCAUAAAAAGCACAUGAAUUUAUCGAUUGUUGGAAACGUAACUUUUUUAAUUGAGCAAUUUGUAAUAAUUUUUCACUAAUCCCAUGUACAAUGAUGAAUCUUUUAAAUAAACUUUACCAAUUCUCACACAUAUAACACAAUUUAAUGUACAAUAACCGAUUACACGAUCGCACUAAAAUAUGAUAAUUAAGCAGAGUUGCACCAUGUUCUCUGUUACAACGCGAAGAAGAACAUUGUUAUAUUAUAGCACACUAAUUAUUUAUUUUGACUAUGUUAUCUAUGGUAUAAAUAAAUGUAUAAUUAUUUUGCAAUAAUGUGUUUAUAUGUAAUAUUAUCAAUUGUAAUAAGUUCAUUAGUGAAAUAAUUGUUGUUAUGUACACUCCGAUAUAAAUAUUGUUAAUAUAAAUUAAUUGAAUGUUAUUUAUUUUGAUAAUAAAAUGUUGACAU
This is a messenger RNA of Cimex lectularius (bed bug), 3127 nucleotides long. It is a transcript of the gene Hil, whose product is annotated as hillarin. The record is from RefSeq and is a predicted model, not a curated record. NCBI's taxonomy places the organism in Eukaryota, Metazoa, Arthropoda, Insecta, Hemiptera, Cimicidae. The transcript is spliced from 11 exons. Bases 62 to 2428 code for a protein of 788 amino acids.